AUGGCUGACUUGUCUGAUCUAUUUGCGAGGCUGAAAAGCCCUGCUUCUUCAAACGACCAGACUUCACAGGCAAACCACCCUUCGAUCUGGGCCUCGCAGCAACCUUCCGUCUCAAGCCCUUUGUUUUCCCCUCCCAUCCACACUCCCAACCCCCAACACCCUUCGGCUAUCAUGAGUCCCAGUCUCACCCCUGCUCCGGGUGACUCAAAGUCCAACGAUCUCUUGAACUUGCUCAAGUUCAACUCCAGCCAGCUUGCCGGCGCUAUGAGCCCGCUGGCCUCUCUGCAGAACAUUGGUGCUCAGAGCCCGGGCCCUCAGCUUCACCCUGCACAGCAACAGUCUCGCUCUGUCUCGGCCCAAGAUCUGGUCGCUUCCUUCCACCAAAAGCCAUCGAGCGCCUCUUCUCUGCGUAUCUCAAUGCCUUCGCCUCAGCCCGACCAAAAGUCACAGCAGCCUUUGGGAGACGCUCAGAACUUCCUGCUCGGUCUUCUGAACCGUCCCAAAAACGGUGCCGCUGCUGAGUCCUUGUCUCCAGCCAUGCAGCCCGCACGAAUUCCUGAACCCUUCAUCAACGAGCCCACUCCUUCGGCCGACGUUGUUGACCCUCAAGACCCUUCUGUUCGCCUCUUCGGCAGCGUCGGAUCUCGCGAGACUACUCCAUUUGAAGGCCCUUCUCACGCAAAGAAGCCCGUCUUCACAUACGUCAACCCCUUCGAGCAGAUGACUGCUUCGUCGCCUAGGCCCGCUUCCAAGGCUGAGGGUCCUAAGCACCAGCGCGACGUCUCUCAACCUGAAGACACCGACAACGGUCCUCCUAACGCAAAGAACCGCAAGAUCACGUCUUCCCUUCCCUCGCCAACUCCUUCUCCUCGCCCUGCCCAGCCUUCGGCCGAUGCUCAUCAAAGCGUGUCCGAGGCCCUCAGUGGUGUUGGCGAGAAGGUCGACAAGCAAGUUGAAAAAGCACUUGCCCAAGCCGACGGUGCCAUAUCUUCUGCCUCGAAAGAGCAGACCAAGGCCCCCGAGGAGGUUGCCGACAGCUGGGAGAGCGCUGAUGCCGACGAAUCUGGCAAGGACAGCAAGGACUACGCUGUUCGCGUCUACAACUUCCCAAUGAGACCUUUCGUCUCCAUCACCAUCAACAAGGACAGCCAGGCUACUGCCAUGCGUCCCGACUCGCUCAUGGACAUUGCUCGCCUGAAGAAGGAGUUUGAGCAGAUUGACCGUGCGCUCGUCACCGCUUCGCCCAACCACAUUGUGUAUGCCAUGUCUAAGAGUGGCGGUUUCCGUGUGAUCCGCCAGGACUCUGGCAAGGACAAGCAAGUCUUCCGCUCUGCUGCUGAGCGUGUCUUCAACGUCCAGAUUUGCACUGCUAGCGGUGCCCACAAGGACAUUGAAACAGUCCUCGCAACCGGAGUUAACGGCUCUGUUUUCUGGACCAGCAUCAACAAGGUCGAGGGCGAUUCAUUCGACGACCUGGACCUUGAGUCGCAAGGCUUUGUGCUUCCCCCCGUGCCUGUUCAGGACGACAACACUUCUGGCAGCCCUGUUAAGACCAGAGCUAAGAUGAGCUCGCGUAACGCAGACUUCUUUGCCAUCUCCAGAGGCAAGUCCAUCUACAUCAUCUCACCUUUCGUGGCCCGCCAGAGCCAGUACACCGACAAGAAGACUCGCGUCGUCGACAACGACAAGUAUCUGCAAGAGCGCUGCUUGAAGAUCUCAACCGGCAAGGCUGGUAAGGACUUCGCCUUCAGCGGCGACGACAGUCUGUUGGCAUCGCUGGACAAGAGCGGACGCAUCAAGUUCUGGGAUAUUCGUGACAUGGCACAACAGGCCCGCGAAACGACUCCUCUUGGCAAGCGCCCUGCUCUUGAGCGCAAGGACCCCCUUCUUACUCUGACCACGACCCUUCCUGCUGAGAAGGCAACCCCUUCUUCCAUCAUGUUCGUUGACAAGGAGAGGCCAUGCGUUAAGGGCGUUGCUCUCCGCUAUUUGCUUGUUGGUUUGAAGCAGAACCACAUUCUUCAGCUCUGGGAUCUUGGUCUCAACAAGCCCGUUCAGGAGCUGUACUUCCCUCACGACAAAGACUCUGAUGCCAUCUGCAGCAUCUCCUACCACCCCAAGACAGGCAUCAUCGCUCUUGGCCACCCUACUCGCAACUCGAUCUACUUCAUCCAUCUGUCGGCUCCUCGCUACAACAUCCCUAGCAUGGAUCAGGCCAGGUACACGACUAUGCUUGCUGAGCAGGAUCCCAACCUGCCUCGCCCUGAGUCAACCGCUAUCAUGAGCGGUAUCCGCGAGCUGUCUUUUGCUUCAAAGGGCCAACUUCGCAGUGUGGACAUGCUCCACACCCCUGUCGCCUCUGAGGCUUCCAGUGAUGUUCUCUUUGAGCUCUAUGCUAUGCACUCUAGGGGCGUCACUUGCAUGAACAUCAAGCACGAGGACUUGGGCUGGAGCCGUGACAACAAGGUCCUCCACCCUGUUGAUGCCGAGGAAUCUGGUCUUAUCUCAGUCGCUAGCAUCUCUCCCAAUGCUACUGCAGAGGCACCCGCCAAGUCGGCCAAGGCUGCCGCACCUUCAUCUCCCCAGAAGCCCGAGUCCGCCAGACCUGUCGCACCAACUCCAAAGGCCGCUGCUAAACAAGAGCCUGUUAUCAACGGUACUUCCAAGGCCGAGAAGUCGAAGAAGUCCGUACCGGAACAGAGCACUGCCGAGGCUGCAACCAACCCUGCCAUUCUCACACCUGCUUCAUACGCUCUCGCCGCUCGCCCCAAGGUUUCUGCUACCGAGGCCUCUCCUUCUGCUAAGGAACCUACAGCUGCUGUCACACCUUCGCCUGCACCUGUCGAGAAACCUACCAAGGCUGCCGAAGCUACCGCUCCCGUUGAUGCUGAGGCUAUCAACAAGGCUGUUAGUGAGGUUCUUUCCAGAGAGAUCGACUCUCUGUAUCGCAGACUCGAUGAUGACAAGCGUAUCCAAGACGCCGCUGCUGCCGCCAAGCAGGAUGCUGUGCUCCGUCUUGUGUCCAGCACUUUGACCGAUAAUGUUGAGAAGACACUCAACAAGAUCAUCGCCACCAACAUCACCAGCAGCGUCAUUCCUGCUAUCGUCGAGACUAGUUCGACCCUGUUGAACGAGAAGCUUGCUUCUGCAGUCUCCCAGCAUGUCGCCAAGAUCGUCCCUGGUGAGCUCAAAGCUUCUUUGGCUCCUGCUAUCGCAUCUGCCCUGCAGGAGAAGGAACUCCAGCGCGUCAUUUCCGAGCAGACCUCCUCCAAGCUUACUCCUCAGAUCGAGCAGUCUUUCGCUACUGUUUUGCGCAACUCGAUUGUUCCCAACUUCACAACCCUCGCCCAGACCUCAACCAAGAAGGCAGUUGCUGAUGUUGAGCGCCGCUUCGCCGAGCAGCUUCGUGAUGCCGAGGUGCAGCGUCAGAAGGAUAACGCUAAGAUCGAGCAACUCUCGGACCUGGUUCUCGGACUUUCAAAGACAAUUCACGAGAUGGCUGCUGGUCAGUCAGCCUUCCAAGAGCAGAUCCUCAAGCUUCAGCGCCAGAUUGCAGGCGAAAACUCGGCACGUUCUGCCGUCUCUACUGAAGGUGAUGUUGUGCCUUCGAUUGAAGACCCCGAGUUGGAGGGCAUAACAGCCAUGAUGACCCAGGGUAGAUACGAGGAGGGAACCAUCCAGUGGCUUCAGUCUGAACGCCAGGGCGAGCUCUUUGACAAGCUCUUCGUCCGCAUCAACCCCCAGUACCUGCAGAGACUCAGCCCUCUGGUGUCGCUGUCUGUAUCGGCUGCCUUGACUUCCUCGUUCGAGCAGCACGUCGACGAGCGUCUCUCUUGGCUCAGCACCGUCCUGUCGACCAUCAACCUCGCUGACCCUGAGAUCAGAGAGGUAGCACCCAAGAUUAUGGACGUUCUCCAGCAGCGCAUGCAGGGAGCAUACAUGUCGAUUGCCGAGAGCAACGUCCAGGACCCUGCUCUGCGCGUCGUCUCUACUCUAUCUCGCCAGAUCAACGAGAUCAAGAACCAGAGCCAGAGCUUUCGCUGA
Molecule: messenger RNA, 4044 nt
Organism: Aureobasidium namibiae CBS 147.97
Lineage: Eukaryota; Fungi; Ascomycota; Dothideomycetes; Dothideales; Saccotheciaceae
Exons: 1
Coding region: 1-4044 (1347 amino acids)
Biological process (GO): deadenylation-independent decapping of nuclear-transcribed mRNA
Cellular component (GO): P-body
Molecular function (GO): protein binding
Source: RefSeq, a predicted model, not a curated record